Molecule: messenger RNA, 622 nt
Organism: Tripterygium wilfordii
Lineage: Eukaryota; Viridiplantae; Streptophyta; Magnoliopsida; Celastrales; Celastraceae
Product: early nodulin-93-like
Exons: 4
Coding region: 84-395 (103 amino acids)
Source: RefSeq, a predicted model, not a curated record
UCACUUUACUCUUCAGGGUCGAAGCAAAUCUUCAAAAACCCAAUUCUUAACUGUUACUUCCUCCGUUUAUUAAGACAUUUAGAAUGACAGAAAAUAUGGUUGAGUGUCCACUUGAGAGGACUAGCUUAGCCUCUCUUGAUCAGAAGCUAGCCAUGGCAAAGCGCUGCUCUCAUGAGGGCGUUGUUGCAGGAGCUAAGGCAGCCAUUGUUGCCAGCAUUGCUGCUGCUGUACCUACUUUGACUAGUGUGAGGAUGCUGCCAUGGGCAAGAGCCCAUCUUAAUCAUACUGCUCAAGCUCUAAUUAUCUCCACAGUGGCUGGAGCAACAUAUUUCAUUGUGGCAGACAAGACAGUUUUGGCCUCUGCAAGGAGGAACUCCUUCAGGCACCUCGGUUAGCACUGAAACUGAAGUCUGAAAGCAUAAAGCACUACAAUAUGGACUUAUUUUAACUUAAUUCGGCUGUAGUCCAUUCCUACCUCAGAAGCAAUUUAGUUUCUAAACCCAUGAUCUAUGUUUGUAUAAAUAAAGAUGGUUACUUUUUCAUUUCUAAGAGCAUUGGAGCAAUUUGUACCUGCAAAAUCAGCUUAUUUGAAUGAAAAAUAUCGCUGUGAUGACUUAAUGCA